UCUGCACAAGUUCUCUUCUCUUGUCUGCCACCACGUGAGACAUGCCUUUCACCUUCUGUCAGGAUUUUGAGGCCUCCUAAGCCACGUGGAACUGCGAGUUCAUUAAACUACUUUCUUUUGUAAAUUGCCCAGUUCUCUGGUAUGUCUUUAUCAGCAGCAUGAAAAUAUGGACUCAUACAAGGCAUCAGAUUAUAACUCACUGUGAUUUUGAUUUGCUUUUUGUUGUUGAGUUGUAGGAAUUUGUAUAUUCUAGAUAUUAAUACUCUGUCAGUUAUAUGAUAUGCAACUGUUUUGUCCCUUUCUGCAGGCUGUCUUUUCACUGUCUUCAUAGUAUCCUAUGAUGUGCAAAAGUUUUUAAUUUUUGAUGAAGUUCAUUUAUUUUUUUCUUUUGUUGCCUGUGCUAUUGGUAUCAUAUCUGAGUAGUCAUUGUCAAAUCCAAUGUCAGCAUAAAGAUUUUUGCGUAUGUUUUCUUCUAAGAGUUUAACAGAGAUAAUUUUAUUUCUUCCUUUCCAGUUUGGAUGGCUUUCAUUUCUUUUUCUUACUUAAUUGCUCUGGCUAGAGCUUCCACUACUGUGUUAAGUAGAAGUGACAAAAGCAAGAAUUCUGUCUUGUUUCCACUCUUAGGGGAAAAGCUUUCACUAUUUCACCAUUGAGUAUGAUGUUUGCUGUGGAAUUUAUAACAGACGUUAACAGAUAUUUAAUUUCCUUGCCUUGCUGGAGUGUUUCAGGAACGAUUCUGUAUUCUUUGACUGUCCUGGGACUCUUGGAUCCAGAAUGCAGUCUAGAAGCCCAGAACGAGUUGGCUGGGGAGUUGGGAGACACAGGUAACAUGAUUUUGUUCUAUGUUAUAGUGUGGUGUCAGUUCACCUUUCUUUCCAGACCUGGUGGCCAUUUUGUAGUCUUGAGGGUUGCAGCAAAGGCCUUAGGUUUUGAGUGGUCUUUCAGAGGCAAGGAUGGUUCUUAUACCAAGGUUCUCACAACUUCACUCCCUUUUUGUCCCAAAAUGAUUGAGACCAUAGGGUGGUCUUGAAGGAGGUCACCUGAAUAGAUCCACAUCCCCAUCCCAAUUUCACUUCGCCUCUCGUACUUCAGUACCAGGUUUAGGGGACAUGUGCCAUUCAAGUUAGGUUGGCUUUGUAAUGACUUUUCAGGGUGGAUUUUGGCUUCAUACAGGUAAGAACUUUCUACCUUUGUAAUAUCCUGACUCAUGAGUUGAAACAAUAGAUAUGAUGAAGGCCCGUGCCCCAUUUAGAAGAGUAAGUCUCACGUUGCCAGGUCAGAAAUAGAUCCUCUUUCCUCUUGUUAAGCGUCGUGCUGAAUCCUGAGAGUGGUAAUCCCGCAGUAGGCAGAGAGAGGAAGACGUUGCCCUGAAGCUGUGGGGAGGCCUGGGGUUCAUUCCUACUGGGCUGAGGGUUCUGGUCUCUUCUACCAGUUUAAACAAAAGGGCACAGAUAGCCAAGAGCAGUAUCAAUUGAGAGUAGCACGAAUCCUGGGCGCCAUUGUGUGCUGUUUAGUUUUGGCCCCUGUUUUAACACAGGGAGAGGGCAGAUGGUGAAGCUCUGGCCACCUGUGAGUGUUGGCAACCCCAGGGGGGCAGUCCGUCCUGCUGGCUGUACUUUGCUUGAGAACUGGAAAUACUGGACAUAUGACAUUUUCCUUCUGACUCUCACCAUUUGUGUGGCUUAUGCAGGAGGCAGGGGAGGAACAUUCUAAAUGACCUGGAGUUAUGCAUCUUGCCAGAAUCAACAAGCAGGACAAGCCUUUGGGCAGAACAGUUGAGCCACUUUUCAAAGGCAGUGACCCUCUGGUACCCCCUACUUCAAACUGGCUCUGGAGGAGUAGACUGUAGUGGAGUGGACUGGAAUGGAAUGCCCUGCUGAUUGUGUGGAGCAGGGCUGAGUAGCACAUGGUUUCUGGCCAGUGAUGUUCAUUUAUGUGGCCAGGUCUCAAACUCAAUAUUGUUUUUAAGAAAAUCUUUCUGAAUGAAGAAGUCUCCAUGGGCUCUUAGUCCAUAAAAGCUAAGAUUCUUUGCAGAGUUUCAUUGGGCAGCAGUUCCAUGUCUAGGGGUGGAGGUUCGGCUUCUGUCAGACUGUCCCACAGAGCACAUUGAAGUCCUGGGUGCUGGGCAGGGCUGAAAUUCCCAGGGGAGCACCCCCAGGGCUGGGUCCUAGGGCGCCUUGACACUGUUAAAAGUUACUGAAGGCCCCAAAGGGCUGUGGUUAUGUGGCUGUGUAUAUUGAAAUUUACUGUUUUAGGAAUUGACAGGCAUUUAAAAAAUAUUUCUCCAUGUAAAAAGAAUAUUGUACCAUUAUAUGUAAACAUAACAUCUUUUAUGGAAAAAAGCUGUAUUUUCAAAAAAAAAAAAAAAAAUGAGAAGAGUGGCAUUGUUUUGUACUUUCUAAAUCCCUUUAAUGUCUGCUUUAAGAGAAGGUAGUUGGAUCUCCCUCCCAUCCCCCCGCCAUCUGCAAUCAGUCACAUGUCAUGUGCCCUCUAGAAAACUCCGCUGUGCAUUCGUGAGGGAAUGCAAGGGACAAGGACACAAGGACACAUCAUAUCUUACUAUCUUGAAGAUAAUUUUGGCUUCACCGCUCCUGGAGGUCUUGCCAUAGGGGUGAGGUCACUCAUACCUGGGUACCACGUGAGAGGGUACCACAGGUGGAAGCACAGGUGUGGGGAUUUAGGCAGAGACCUUGGAGGCCAGGGGCUGCAACACCCCCUCACUGAAUUCAGAUAGAGAGGUGCUUGGGAACCACCAGUUCCUCUGGUUGUUCUCUUGUGUCUGUUGUUUGAAUCAGAAACUCAGCAGCUUAGGCCUCAGAGAGAUCUUGAGGGUACUUGGUCCAUAACUAUUAUGUGCCAAAUGAGGGAACUUAGUUCUUCAGUCUUCUAGAAUAAUUUUAUCCUUUUUUGUGUUAAAAUGUGGAUGCAGCCUGGAAGUGGUAAUGCUAGAUGCUGCAUACCACCUUGAUGGAACUAGAUGAAGUGAUUAACUUCAGUCACCCGAGUCUGGAAAGCCUGGGACCAGGCAGGGCAGCAGCAUUUGAGGGACUUUUGGGAAGCUUGGCACAGCUUGAGUGUAGGAGCUGUGGUGCACAAGUACAGGCAACUGUCUCUCUGUCUCUUCCCCCAGUGUUUGUUGAGCCAAUGUGAUGUUCCCUGUCCUGUGUUGGCUGCCCAGGUAAUAUACGGCACUUUCUAUCCUCAGGUCACCUUUACUGGGGGGCAGACUAAAGGUUUGUAAAAGAAACUGUGAUACCAACGUCAUUCGAUGAGCCACCCAAGAGUGCCUUGGAACAAAGGAGUGUUAAUUGACAGUGACUGGAGAAUAAGAAGUGGUGGCUCUUUUACCUGAUAUGUAAAGGAGCUGAGGAGAGAAGGGUGUUGCAGAGGAAAGCAGGGGUCUCCAUCCUCUUCCUCCCCACUGCUGUUGCAGGCUGACAGUCUUUGAGUACACACACAGAUGUGGCUGUGUUGCACGCUGUCAGAGGACCUGUGAGUCCCACCACCUCCUGAAGCAUAAAGGUCCUUAGUGUGGUGCUCAGAGACCCCUGACCAUGGGGUGCAGGGUGCACAGAACUGGCCAUGAGCUGACUUUGUAGAAGGGCAGCCUUGGAGGGAGGACGAGACAGUCAUGAGAGUGGACCCAUUUUCCUCUGUCAGGAGGGAUGGGGGAAGUGAGGAGGACCUGAUCUAUAUUUCCCAAGAGAAGCUACUUCAGUAGCUGAAGCAGGUGGUUUUGGCAAAUAUGAAGGACAGGUUUUUUCUUGGGUCCCAGGACUCGCUUUCCUCCUGGGAAGCUCGACCUCUUGUGUGGCUCCAUGGCUCUGGUCAGAUUCCUGACUACUUAGCAUCACAACAGUGGAGGACAACGGAAUUCUAAAAAGAUUUAGAGGAAACUUAGUAACGUUUACAGGAGACACUUUGAAAUUCGAUUGUUGUGACUCUUUUAAUGGCUCAGAUUGCAGAGAGGAGGAUAACUCGUGUAAUGCAAUGCUAAGAGUGGAUUUUGAUGGUGGAGCAAAGGAAGUUUGAAUUAGCUUUGAUUAGAAUGUAGCCUCAUCAUGGGGACUCCAUUCCCAUGGGGAGUAUUGGAUGCUUUAAGAUGGAUUCCCCUGAGUUCAGAGGUGGGCAUCAGAGUGAUUUGCUUGCAUACCAGUCGUGCCUGUGGUCCCGGGUAGCUUUCUGCUCAUCAGCACAGUGAAUGGGGCUCUGCUUUUCUCCCUUUGGCUUUGCCUCUGGUCCAAGAAGCCAACUUCCUGAAAUAGAAAAGGAGAAGCUGUUCUUUGGCCAAUGAUUUGAGAAUAGCUAGAACUAAAGUUACCAACUGUGGAGGGCGGUUCCCUGUGGGCCUCAUCAACAGCUGAGGGCCCCCUUUCAGACACCUGUGAACAAGCUUCUCCAGAAUCCUUGCAUGCAGCUUUUGCAGAACUGCUAAAAGCAAUGGUUGGUCAUGCUUGCCACAAACUGCUUCUGUUGAGAUCAUCAUUCUACGAUCUUGACCAAUGGGUGAGGUUUGGUUGCACUUUUGGCGUCUUGAAUUCACAGACCUGUGGAAACCAGAUUAGGGAGCAUGUUGGAGGUAGCUCUGUAACUGACAAUGCUAAGAUUGAGAACAUAGUGAUCACAUGCUAAGUGUGUAUUGAGUGAAUUAAUGAAGGAAUAAUGGAUUUCAGGACUAAGGGGAAACAUAGAAAGAGGCGAUUAUAAAGGAAGUGAAAACAGGCCUCCCAGCUGACCGGAAUGAACCCAGGGGUUUAUGAAGGCCUUAUUAGGGCAACUGAAGUCUUAAUUUGGGAAUUGAAGGAGGUAGCAAUGGAGUCUUAAACUUUUCUACUCAAAUUACAAGAGCCAGGUAAAAAGAGAAUUAGUGCAGAAUCUGGUAUUUGAGCUUCCCGCAUUGAUUUUUCUAAAUUAUUUGCCAAAUUACAGGUUGUUUACUUUCUUUGGCUAAAGCACCGUUCAGGGUUUGCCUUUGUCAUUGCACAGUUUGUCCCUAGGUCAUGGGAGCUGAGGCUGUGUGUAGGUGGCUGCAGGCCUGAGAGGUGUCAAUGAUGGGGUGGAGCCGGGGGUGUUGGGAGAGGUUUGAGCAGACCCAGCUGGGCAGCACCAUAGGGAUGCUGGGUUGGUAUUUUUGGGAAGGAGAAUGCUGAGCUCUUACUCAGAAAUCCAGUGUAGGAGGCAGAUGAUCUCCUGAAGCCCUCUGCACAGAAAAGGAACCGGCUUUGGAGAGCAUCAUGGGUUUCUGCUGCUUCCUCAACUGGUCUCCCCAGUUCCAGGAAGGCAGAACAGGUCAUUGAGAGGCACAGCUUGGGCUUCUGGAUCGUGACACAGGAGCAAAGUGGUGGAUGGGUCAUGUCUGUGAACAACGAGGUGUGAGCAGCCCAGUAUAGGGCACAGGGUCCCCAACAUGGUGGGUCUAGUGGCUCACUGCUAGGUCUGAUUUAAGAAAGAUACCUGGAUAGGGCGAUGUAAAAACCGUCUCUGGGUCCCCAACGAAGGGUUGGGAGCUGAGUUGUACCUGCAGCUGGUCGGGAGCCGCAGGAACUCUCAUACGUAUGGAGGGAGGGUAUGGCAUGGGGGCUGCCACACUGUGACUCAAGAGCGUGAUGGGUGGAUGUGGGCCUCAAAGUGGGCCAGCUCUGCCUAGACCAGAGCUUUGUGCUUCCUGCGGAGCAUCCCUGGAGUCCGUGUGACUGUGUGGCCAGAGAGCAUGGUCUUGGGGCAGGCAGAUGACAAGAGGCCGCACCAGAAUGGAAGUCAUCUGCAUUUGGAGGCAGGAAGCAACACAGAACUCUCCCUGCAGUUGCUUUGGCGCUGACCACAAUGCUGAGCAGGAGGCAGCAGCCACAGGCCCAGUGACUGGUGGCUCGGUGACCAGCAGCCCAGUGACCGGCAGCCAGGUCCUCACCUGGGUCCUCUCAGUGAAACCAGGGUGGCUGCGCCAGCAGACAGCGCUGCGGAGCCAACUCCUGACAGAGGAUGAUGUGGACCUGGAAGCCCUGGUGAACGAUAUGAACGCAUCCCUGGAGAGCCUGUACUCAGCCUGCAGCAUGCAGUCAGACACGGUGCCCCUCCUGCAGAAUGGCCAGCAUGCCCGCAGCCAACCUCGGGCUUCAGGCCCUCGGUCCGUCCAGCCACAGGUGUCCCCGAGGCAGAGGGUGCAGCGCUCCCAGCCUGUGCACAUCCUUGCUGUCAGGCGCCUUCAGGAGGAAGACCAGCAAUUUAGAACCUCGUCUCUGCCGGCCAUCCCGAAUCCUUUUCCUGAACUCUGUGGCCCUGGGAGCCCCCCUGUGCUCACGCCGGGUUCUUUACCUCCGAGCCAGGCUGCCGCAAAGCAGGAUGUUAAAGUCUUUAGUGAAGAUGGGACGAGCAAAGUGGUGGAGAUUCUAGCAGACAUGACAGCCAGGGACCUGUGCCAAUUGCUGGUUUACAAAAGUCACUGUGUGGAUGACAACAGCUGGACACUAGUGGAGCACCACCCGCACCUAGGAUUAGAGAGGUGCUUGGAAGACCAUGAGCUGGUGGUCCAAGUGGAGAGUACCAUGGCCAGUGAGAGUAAAUUUCUAUUCAGGAAGAAUUAUGCAAAAUACGAGUUCUUUAAAAAUCCCAUGAAUUUCUUCCCAGAACAGAUGGUUACUUGGUGCCAGCAGUCAAAUGGCAGUCAAAGCCAGCUUUUGCAGAAUUUUCUGAACUCCAGUAGCUGUCCUGAAAUUCAAGGGUUUUUGCAUGUGAAAGAGCUGGGAAAGAAAUCAUGGAAAAAGCUGUAUGUGUGUUUGCGGAGAUCUGGCCUUUAUUGCUCCACCAAGGGAACUUCAAAGGAACCCAGACACCUGCAGUUGCUGGCCGACCUGGAGGACAGCAACAUCUUCUCCCUGAUCGCUGGCAGGAAGCAGUACAGCGCCCCUACAGACCACGGGCUCUGCAUAAAGCCAAACAAAGUCAGGAAUGAAGCUAAAGAGCUGAGGUUGCUCUGUGCAGAGGAUGAGCAAACCAGGACAUGCUGGAUGACAGCGUUCAGACUCCUGAAGUAUGGAAUGCUCCUUUACCAGAACUACCGAAUCCCUCAGCAGAGGAAGGCCUUGCUAUCCCCGUUCUCAACGCCAGUGCGCAGUGUCUCCGAGAACUCCCUCGUGGCAAUGGAUUUUUCUGGGCAAACAGGACGCGUGAUAGAGAAUCCGGCGGAGGCCCAGAGCGCAGCCCUGGAGGAGGGCCACGCCUGGAGGAAGCGAAGCACACGGAUGAACAUCCUAGGUAGCCAAAGUCCCCUCCACCCUUCUACCCUAAGUACAGUGAUUCACAGGACACAGCACUGGUUUCACGGGAGGAUCUCCAGGGAGGAAUCCCACAGGAUCAUUAAACAGCAAGGGCUCGUGGACGGGCUUUUUCUCCUCCGUGACAGCCAGAGUAAUCCAAAGGCAUUUGUACUCACACUGUGUCAUCACCAGAAAAUUAAAAAUUUCCAGAUCUUACCUUGCGAGGAUGAUGGGCAGACGUUCUUCAGCCUAGAUGACGGGAACACCAAAUUCUCUGACCUGAUCCAGCUGGUUGACUUUUACCAGCUGAACAAAGGAGUCCUGCCUUGCAAACUCAAGCACCACUGCAUCCGAGUGGCCUUAUGACCGCAGAUGUCCUCUCGGCUGAAGACUGGAGGAAGUGAACACUGGACUGAAGAAGCGGUCUGUGCAUUGGUUAAGAACACACAUUGAUUCUGCACCUGGGGACCCAAAGCGAGAUGGGUUCGUUCAGUUGCCAGCCAACCAAGAUUGACUAGUUUGUUGAACUUAAACGACGAUUUGCUGCUGUGAACCCAGCAGGGUCGCCUCCCUCUGCGUCGGCCAAAUUGGGGAGGGCUUGGAAGAUCCAGUGGAAAUUUGAAAAUAAACUGGAAUGAUCAUCUUGGCUUGGGCCGCUUAGGAGCAAGAACCGGAGAGAAAUGAUUGGAAAUGAACUCUUGCCCUGGAAUAAUCUUGACAAUUAAAACUGAUAUGUUUACUUUUUUUGUAUUGAUCACUUUUUUGCACUCCUUCUUUGUUUUCAAUAUUGUAUUCAGCCUAUGGUAGGAGGGGGAUGUGGCGUUUCAACUCAUAUAAUACAGAAAGAGUUUCUAACGGGCAGACUUCAAACUGAGUAUGGGUCCCCAAAUGUUCCCAGAGGGUCCUCCGCACCCUCUGCCAACUACCGCGGUGUGGAUUCAGCUCCCAAAUGACAAACCCAGCCCUUCCCAGUAUACUUGAAAAGCUUUUCUGUUAAAAUAAAAGGUGUCACUGUGGUAGGCAUUUGGCAUGUUUUGUGGACUCAGUCAAGCAACCACAGUCUGUUAAUCAUUUCUCUAUGCUCAGAUGUCAGAUCCUCUUGUUAUUAGCGUGUCUUGUUCUGCACAGUGCAGGAGACUUUAUUCCUUUGGAAAAUUCACUGUUCCACAAACAGCAGGCUGAAUGGCCUCGCCUCUAGACUGACGUGGGCCAGCCUCCUUGAGACACACCUGGCACCCGUCAUCGGCCAGCGGUGGAUGCUGCAUAAUCCACCUAGGUACUUUCAGCCUUGCGUUUCCACGGCCUUCAGCCUGUUCUAGAACGAUCACUGCCUUACCCCUGCUGCUGCAGUGGUGUGAGUCGUUUCACGGCUGAUGUCCCUCGGGGGAUUAAAGGAUCUAAAGAGAGAAUGGCACCUGGUUGGCUUCGUGCUGUGUCUCGUGGGUUUCCAUGGUGAUAAAGACAAGGAAACGCUGCAGAGGUCACAGGCACAGGCUGAUAUUUAAAGAUCUUUGCUUGCAGCCCUCCGUCCUGCUGAGAACCCCCAUAAGCCAGUGAACGCAGAGCCCCUAGAGGCUCCUCUGCUGGCUUAGGGUGCAGAGUACCUCACGGUGGUUGUGGACAUGGAAGAGUUUUGUCAACACAACACUUCCUCCCUGCUCUGGGAGAUGAGUCAGACGGUGGCUUGAGUUGUCACUUGGUCCCCUCCGCCCCUCGGGUGGCCCCCUUUGCCAUGUCCCCUUAGCUUAGUGAUCAGGUGUGAGAGUGGCCAUUUCCUUACCUUUAAUCCCUGCAAAGCAGAAAGGACUCCCUUGACAAGGAACAGACUACCGUGGUGAGCAGAACGAUUUCCUUUUUCAAGACAACACCCGCCUGGCUUCUCUGAAUCUGUGCUAGCCACGAUAUUGCCCCAAAUCCGCUCCCACUGAAGUGCUCCCUAAGAAACAGCAUUUCUCUGCUCGUCAGUCAACCCCCAUAGCCUAGAGCAGUGUCACGAGCUUCAGUAAGGCCAAUCAGCUGGAAGUCAGUGUACCAUAUAGUAACACUGUAUUUCAGUUUACAGACCACACUCUAGCUGUUUUCCAUGAAAGGUAUACAAAUAAAGAAUUUUUUAGCAAAACAUGUUUUUAACCAUCAGUGCUCAAUUGCAUUUUCUUCCUUUCGCAGCCAGUCAGUCUUUCGAACUAUUGACAGUGAGAUAAUUCUCGUGUUCACACCUGGCGGCAGGCUUCACUAUAGGGACGGACAUUGCAGUUACACCGCGAUUCCUUUCUCUUCACUGGCUCGAGGUAAACACUUUCCAAGGAAAAACAACUCUAGGAUUUCUUUUUUCUGUGUACGUAGACCAGUCCCAUCAGUGUAUAAUCUCUCUCUUUCACGCCUCUCUCCAAUAGACAGCUUGUAUUUGCAGUAUUUCAUAUUUAUAAAUAUGCGUUUAUUUAAAAGGAGAACAAAAGCUUGACUCUGAUUCACAGUUUUGUAUGUAGCUGGUUUGACGUAGUCUUUUGUAUUUUCCCUGCCGAAGUGAAUUGUUGGAGAAUGUAAACCGCCUCCGUGCGGCAGCAGACUUCCUAAGGCCCCAGCUCGCUAGCCUCGUGCUGGGCGGCUGGGAAUUCCACCUGAGAACAAGUCCCGCAAACCGGGGACGGAAGGACAUUUGACUUUUAUUUUUGUAUUUAAUUGACAUGAAUGUAAAGGGGACAGCUCAGGGUUGUUUUGGAGCCUGUUGACUUUGUAUCUCUGCCUGUGAUUUUCUUUUCUAAAUGAAACUCCAUGUAGCAACCGGGAUGAAGUUGAGAAGGAAAACGCCAAAUGCUUUGGUUAUUAGAGUUUAAUAGGUAAGCUCUGUUACACUAGGUGUUAGAGUUCCAGAAUGUUCUUUUGUUUGCUAAACCUUGAAGAAACAUGUGCCUCAGCCUAGAUGUUUUGUCUUCUCUUUUCUGCACUUAAUACCUGACAGUGUGACUGAUCUCUGCGCCUUUCCGGGGGCGGGCCAGCUGGCGGUAGAUUUGUGAUGUCACAGUGCAAACUGCAGCGACUGUAAAUCGGCCUGGCGUAUAUAAACGUUUUCAGGGAAUGCAGAAGGUAUUAAUGAAGAGACAAAACCUUUAUUCCAUGUGCUUUGCUUCAUUCUGUACAUAGCUCUUUGGCUCGUGAACCUAAUUGUAAACUUUCAGGUAUUUUUGUACAAAUAAGGGACUGAUGUUCUGUUUCUUGUAAUUAGAAAUAAACAUUAAUACAGUGUUCUUCA
This is a messenger RNA of Cercocebus atys (sooty mangabey), 10503 nucleotides long. It is a transcript of the gene GRB10, whose product is annotated as growth factor receptor-bound protein 10. The transcript has 16 exons. Gene Ontology annotation, biological process: insulin receptor signaling pathway; negative regulation of Wnt signaling pathway; negative regulation of insulin receptor signaling pathway. Gene Ontology annotation, molecular function: insulin receptor binding. The coding region runs from base 5730 to 7619 and encodes 629 amino acids. The record is from RefSeq and is a predicted model, not a curated record. Lineage: Eukaryota; Metazoa; Chordata; Mammalia; Primates; Cercopithecidae.